This is a messenger RNA of Sorghum bicolor (sorghum), 2719 nucleotides long. Its product is annotated as peroxisomal biogenesis factor 6. Lineage: Eukaryota; Viridiplantae; Streptophyta; Magnoliopsida; Poales; Poaceae. The transcript is spliced from 15 exons. Gene Ontology annotation, molecular function: ATP binding; ATP hydrolysis activity. The record is from RefSeq and is a predicted model, not a curated record. Gene Ontology annotation, cellular component: mitochondrial outer membrane.
UGGUGCUAGAUGUUCUAUCACCUACUAGCCCAUCCCUAUCCUACCACCAGUCGCAUGCCCUUAUGCAAACCAAGAACUUCUGUUGUGGUGUCCUAGUGUCAAGCACCCAUGGAGAACACUAGUAGCAACAAUAGCUUGUUCAUGUCUGCAAUAGGCAUGGCAUAGGAUUGGGUGUUGGGCUUGGCUUGGUGUCAACACAUCUAAUGGCAUCUUCCCUAGGAGGGGAUGGGACCUUGGGUGGCGGCGCAACAGCUGCAGAUAUAGAAUUAGAGCUCCGACGCCUCCUUGUUGACGGGCAAGAGACCAACAUCACCUUUGCCAAAUUUCCAUAUUAUCUCAGCGAGGAAAUGAGGCUAGCGCUCAUGUGUGCAUCAUUCCCCUACCUAAGUCAAACUAUUCUGCCAAAGCACAUCAAAGUAUUCAAGGACUCAAGCCACACCAUACUACUUUGUGGUCAAUCAGAGACAUGUCUGCGGUCACUUGCGAAGGCCAUUGCCAACCAAUUCAAUGCACGCUUGUUAGAAUUGGAUAUCUUUGAGUUCUUACAUCAGAUCCAACACAAAUAUGGUGGCUCAAGCAAUGCACAGGUUCCUAUAAGAUCCAAAACUAUGUUAGCUUUGGAAAAAGUGUAUGAUUUUGUUGGAUCUUUAAGCAUAUUUUGCAAGAAUGAUGAAUCAAAAGGAUCAGUGGACCAUGAAAAGGAUAAUCUUGACUUAAAGACAAGAUGUGUUCAUUGUAAGAACAUGCAGUCAGUUGGGAAAUACACGUCCUCAGUAUUAGAUGAAAAGAACAAAGACUCUGAAUCUAGUGAUGAUGAUGACGAUGAUGAUGGUGAUGGUAGUGGUGGUUUUGGUGUUCCAUUCUGGAACUUGGAUGUGAAAACUCUCCUGCAGUCCCUUUACAAGAUCAUUGUUUCGGCUUCUGCAUGUAGCCCAGUUGUUCUUUAUAUCAGGGACGUUGAUAUUAUCCUUCGUAGUUCACCGAGAGUACUUUGUAUGUUCCAAAAGAUGUUGAACAAACAAUUUGGAAAAGUUUUGAUAAUCGGUUCGCACUUUCUUGAUGCUAAUCAAGAUAUUGACGACAUUAAUAAGGAUCUAACUGAUCUAUUCCCAUACAUCUUGGAGACUAGGCCUCCCAACGAAGAGGCUCAUCUCCAGAGAUGGACAAGACAAAUGCGAAUUGAUAUGAUAAAAGCUCGGGAUGAAAUCCUUGCACAUCACGUUGCAAGUGGUUUGUCAUGAUACAAUUUGGAGUGUGAUGAUUUGAGUUCUAUCUCCCUAGAUGAUUAUGUAGAAAUUGCAAGUUACCUAGAAGAUAUUUUAGCCCCAGCUGUCGCAUAUCAUUUCAUGAAUAACCAGGACCCUAAGUACAGAAAUGGAAGGCUUAUUCUAUCUUCAACGAGCUUAUGUUAUGGAUUAAGAAUUUUUCAAGAAAGUAACCUUGAGAAAGAUUCAGUUGAAACAAAAGAUGACUCAAAGGUCACUAAAUACAAUGAAUAUGAAAAGCGGAUAAGAGAAUUAGUGAUCCCUGCUAGUGAAACCGGAGUGACAUUUGAUGACAUUGGAGCACUAGCUGAUAUCAAAGAAUCAAUUCGAGAGCUUGUUAUGCUUCCACUUCAACGACCUGAUCUCUUCAAUGGUGGUCUAUUAAAACCAUGUAGGGGAAUUCUAUUGUUUGGACCACCUGGAACAGGUAAAACUAUGCUUGCCAAAGCUAUAGCCAAUGAAGUUGGUGCUAGCUUCAUGAACAUAUCAAUGUCUACUAUCAUGUCAAAAUGGUUUGGAGAGGCCGAGAAGAGCAUCCAAGCAUUGUUCAGUCUAGCUACCAAAAUUGCACCAUCCAUCAUUUUCAUGGACGAGGUAGAUAGCAUGCUAGGGACACGUGAACGUUCAAAUGAAAAUGAGGUGUCAAGGAGGAUCAAGAGUGAAUUCAUGACACAUUGGGAUGGAAUCUUGUCCAAACCAAGUGAAAAGAUUCUUGUCCUUGGUGCGACAAACCGGCCUUUUGACCUUGACGACGCAAUCAUAAGGCGGUACGAGCACAGGAUAAUGGUUGGUCUCCCUACUCUUGAGAGUAGAGAGCUAAUUUUCCAUAAGUUGUUAUCCAAAGAGAACAUUGAAAAUAUAGACUUCAAGGAACUUGGCAAAAUGACUGAGGGAUACAGUGGUAGUGAUCUAAAGAGUCUUUGUGUGGCGGCCGCUUAUCGUCCUGUUCGAGAGCUACUUCAGAAAGAAAAACAAAUGAAGAAGGACAAGAAGGAAAAGGAAGUACAAGGGAAGAAUGUGCAUGUUGAGAACUCACAAAAAGAAAAAAGCAAGAUGGAAAAGUCAAAAAUCAACAAAGACAUGAAAGCUAUUUCAGAGGAGGACGAUGAGGAUGAAAUCGAUGAGGUAAUCACCCUCAGGCCAUUAAUCAUGGAGGACUUGAAGCAGGCCAAAGAUGAAGUCUCUGCAAGCUUUGCUAUUGAUGGUGCAGUCAUGAAUGAGAUCAAGCAAUGGAAUGAGCUAUAUGGUAGAGGUGGGUCAAGGAAUAGGCAAAAGCUAACAUACUUCAUGUAGUAAAUGGUUAUGAGUUAUGUUGUCACCCUUGUUAUGCCUUUGAUUUGUAUGGAAAUAACACAAUGUUUGUGGUUGCCAUUCAAGUUGGCAUAUGUAGAUUGUUUUUUUUCUACAAGUGAAGAUAUUAUGUGUAACUGUUUUAUUGCCAACUAAAAUCUAAA